ACUUACCUAACCGCACUAUUGAGGCUUCUAGGGUUUAGCUAUUCGAUAUAUAUGAUCUCAAAUGAGAUUUCUCUUCCUUCCAUUCUCGCCGCGUACUCUCUAGAAGAUACCCAAUCCUGAGACUGCAAAAGGAAACGAAUUUCGAACCCUUUUCACCAUGAGAGCUAAGUGGAAGAAGAAGCGUAUGAGGCGCUUGAAGAGGAAGAGAAGAAAGAUGAGGCAAAGAUCUAAGUAGCCUAAUGUUGCUUGAUGGGUACUUUUUUCUUUUUUUUUUGUUAAAGGAUUUGAGAUUUAUCUUUAUAAUUUUUAUGGUUUAGUUCUGUAUUUUUGUUGAACCCUUUUUUCAUCUACAUGAACAAUGUUAUGGAAUUUUCUUUUUAGAACUAAAUGCUUAUCUGUUUCGAUGUUAGCUUUGUGAUGGGUGUCUUUGUUAAGUGCUGCAAAUAUAGUUUAUUUUUUCUUUGUUUCACAAUGCGUAUGGUGAUUUUAGGGUAUGGUUCAGAAAAGGUCAUAUUCUUUUGAUAGGAAAAGCCUAGAAUCAAUUGAGCACCUAUAUUUAUUUAUUUAUGCCUAAAGAGGGAUUGAUGAAGAAAAGGUGGAUUAGUGGAUUCGAUUUUUGGGGUCUCCCCCAUUUGCUUGGGAUGAAUUCAAAUGACCUCGAGAAACAAACAAAUCAGUUUCUUGCCCCCAAUGGAAUGCAAUUAGUUUUGUAAAAUGAUGAAUGUUUUGAGGGACUUUGUAUCUAUUCUUUGCCUCAGCCUCUUGCUUGGUUGGAUGAUUAAUAAUUUUCAUCCAUUCAAUCAAUCAAUAGAGUUGAAUGUUGUAGGGGUCAUUGCUUUAUGCAUGUUAGUACUUGUGCCCUUUCGUUAAUGAUAACCUUCAGUUCAAUGAUUUGAUUGUUAAUUGCACUAGUGUGGGGAAUGGAAACAUUAAAGAAAAUAAUAAAAAUGUGCAUACAGAAUGAAACAGAAUAAAAAGUUCAAUUCAUUUCGACUUGAACUUUUGUUCUUGCUAAAAAGGAAAAUUUUGUUCGAAAUUACAAAUUCUAAGAAAUUCACUUGAAGAGCAGAGGAAUGCCAUUGGAUAAUAACAUGGACGUAAGAUUGAUAUAAUAGUCAACGCCCCAUUCCAUCACGUCCAACUCUAACCCCAAUAAGGGAGAAUUAGCGUCACCGCCGAUCGCCUAAAGAAAUUGCACGGCCGAUCCUCUGCUGUGCUUCUCCUCAAUUCCUUCCUCUUCCUCUUCAUCUUCCACUUUUAUCUUCAGCCACCCUCCAUUUCACCCCCCAAACACUUUAACUGCUUCUUACCAUGAACUCUCAUAACACCCACUCCUCCGUUGGCGGCGGCCGGGAAGAUUGUUGGAGCGAAGGAGCCACAGCUACGCUUAUCAAGGCAUGGGGUGACUGUUUUUCAAGACUUGACAGAGGUAAACUCCGUCAAAAUGACUUGCAAGAAGUCGCUGACCCCGUUAACUCCCGUCAAAACGGCGUUAAGCCUAAGAAAACCGACGUCUAGUGCAAGAACCGGCUGGGCACCUUGAAGAAAAAAUACAAGGUGGAAAGAACUAAACCGCUGCCUUCGAGAUGACCGUUUGUUAAUCGCAUGGAUUCUCUCAUUGGAAAGUCAAUGGAGAGUCAUCGGCAGUUGGAGGAUGUUGGAUUAUCCAAUGAAGCUAGUUUUAGUGAAUUAGCGAGAGCGGUUUUGAAAUUCAGAGAGAUCUAUGAGAGAAUCAAGAGCUGGAAGCAACACCAAAUGAUGGAACUCGAGAAACAGAGAAUUGAGUUCACUGAAGAUGUGGAGUAAAUGAGUCUGAUAAUCCAUGUGACUUAAUAUCUUCUUUUGUUUCAAGUAACUAAGAUGUAUCCAUCUAAUGAUCCAACCACAAAGAUGAAGUGAAAUUGCUGGCUUAAUGUGGAUAACAUGCAUCUUCUUGUACAUAAAUUAGUUGUUUAUGAGUUGUAGUAAUGAAAUCUUGUUUAUCUACCACUAGUUUUUUGGGGGGAGGGGUAUGCGUCGAUUUUCAUGCAAUUGUCUUGUGUGAGUUUUAAUUCAAUUUAGUAGGUGUAAUUAUGUGCUUUAGAUUGAAUUGUAUUAAUUCUUAGUUUGUACGUACUAUUUUUAAUUGUUCUUCCUUUUUGUCUCGAGCAUUCGUUUUUCAUGAGUACAUUUUAGAAGACUAUUCCUAUAGCACCAAAUAAUGUAGAAGUUAAAACAAUCACCAUUUCCUAUUCAAUUUCAUUUAAACUUUUACAUACGAUUCAUUCUUUGAUCUACUCUGUAAUGUUGGAUAAGUUCAGUUCGAAAAUCUUUAAACCAUACUGAAAUCCAAAUCAAACUGCACUCGCAAAUUAACAUUUCAGGAAUAUAUGGUCAUAAUUCUCUAUAUCAAGAAGACAUCGAUCAUCAAUAGUAGUAACUCUCCUUUGCAACUAUUUAUUCACCAACUUUUUAGGAUGCUUUUUCAUAUAGUUUUGGCUUAAAUAACAUGAACGGCUUCUUAACACAACAUUUCUUCACCACAGUUUCAUGAAGCAACCAUGUGAUGUGCCAGGCUUGUCUUGCUAAUAAAGCUUCGUUCAUUCGGUGAGCUUGUCUAAAACCUAGCCCUCCCAUGUCCUUGGGUAAGCAAAUAUCACUCUAUUUAUCCAAGUACAUCUUCCUCUUUCUUAAAUUUGAUCCCCACUAGAAAUCUCCUACUAUUCCAUCUAUCUUACCGCAAAUGUUGGCCAAAGCUUUAAAGUAGGCCAUGGGUUACACAUAUGAGCUAGAGUCUUUGAGUUAAUUAGUGUUUGCCCACCCUUGACCCCAAGGGAUUGUGCUUCCAACUUGCUAACUUGUUUUCCAACUUAUCAAUCAUUGUUUUGGAAAAACUUAGAAUCCCAAAUACUUUCCUGGCUUAUCAUAAUUAAGCUUGAUAUAAUAAUUUAUCAUAUUUUAAAGUAUUUUUUUAUUUAUAUAAUGUUUAAAAAUUGGGUUUUUUUAUACAAUACAAGAUCAAACUCAUUCACAUACCCACACACACUACUCUACCACAUAGGUGAACCUGUGGAUCAAAUCCUAGUUUCAAGCCUAGAUAAACUCACUUCAACCAAUAGCCCUAAACUCUAAAUUCUAAAAUUUUAUUUGCAUGUACAAGAAAAUAAUAUAUAUUAUUCUAAAUAUGAAAAUAAUGUUGAAAAAUAUUAGUAAACUUAAAACGAUAUCUCGAAACACACCAAUAAUGAUAUAUAUCAGUAUCAAAAUUAAAAAAUAUAUAUUUUAAGAUAGGAGGGGAUAUCAUAUGACUUGAGAGUAAUAAUUCAUAGGCCAAAGCUUGUGAACAAGAGCAUGUGAUGCUUGUUUGAUUUGGCAGGAGAGUUAUCCGAAAUGAAGCCACCACUCUGCCCUACAU
This is a messenger RNA of Gossypium raimondii (Peruvian cotton), 3394 nucleotides long. Its product is annotated as trihelix transcription factor ENAP2. Gene Ontology annotation, molecular function: transcription cis-regulatory region binding. The record is from RefSeq and is a predicted model, not a curated record. Gene Ontology annotation, cellular component: nucleus. Lineage: Eukaryota; Viridiplantae; Streptophyta; Magnoliopsida; Malvales; Malvaceae.